This is a messenger RNA of Solanum dulcamara, 2657 nucleotides long. RefSeq lists its product as uncharacterized. The record is from RefSeq and is a predicted model, not a curated record. The transcript is spliced from 2 exons. NCBI's taxonomy places the organism in Eukaryota, Viridiplantae, Streptophyta, Magnoliopsida, Solanales, Solanaceae. The coding region runs from base 519 to 2438 and encodes 639 amino acids.
UUGUUAGUCUUUCGCCAAAGUUUUGAAUCUCAUGUUUUUUUUUGGUUGUUUUUCAAAUCUUUUUGGAAUUUCUGCUAUAGAUCCCGUUUUAUAUUUGGAUUUGUUUUAGGCAGUUUCCAGUUUAGCAUAAUUUGUUUUUUAACAGGGUCAUACAGGGAGUUUCAAGAAUGAUUCUUGAAUACUUUAGAAAUAGGAAAGUAUGGGUUAUUAAACUAAGAUUUCUACUGAGAGACAUGAUCUGCUAUUCACUUUCGGUAUCUUCUGUCAUCAGUUUCUAAUCCUGAAACCUGCUUUGGUCUUAUUUACCAUAUAAGAGCAUUAGACAACCCUUGAUGCCCCUCUACAAGAUUAGAUAAUAUGGAUCGAGCAGACACAUCAGGGUUUGUGAGUGGAGGAGGUAGCUCAUUAGGACUUAGUUUACUCACUUGCUUUGUUUUGAUUUAUGAGUUUCUCUAUUAAUAUGUGAUAAGAUUAUUUAGUUCGUUUUAUUUUUCGGGUCAAUGUUUUCCUAGUGUAGUAUGAUAACAUCCAUUGAUCCUAAUAAGAACAAUAUGUACCGUGUUCCAGAUGUUGAGCUCACAAGGAGUGAUACAACAUUAAGAUUAGAUUGCUUUGGUUAUGGAGGAAAUGAGUGUGUCAGAUUUGGAGGCAGUGGAACCAACAGCGGAAGCCAUAUUAUACAACAGAAUGCUGUUGAUGACGGGUGUAAACUGGUGCUUGGUUUGGGGCCAACACCUACUAUAUGUUCUGACGAUUAUUACCCUGGUGGAUCUAAUAAAAAUAAAGGAUUUACAGCAUUGUUGAAUCAGGGGCUAUUAUCUGAGAGUGAUUCUAUCCUCAAACUUGGCCUCUCAGGGAGCACCGAUGAAAUUUCCAAUGCACUUGAUUUUUCGGCUAUCACUCAGAGUACUGCUGGUGCACCUCAUCAUAUCGAUCAGCUAUCUUCGGAUGGUAAAAGACCAACUAUCCCUAUCCUGGAUGAAGGUUCCACAUCUGCCAAGAAGUCAGGUGGGUACAUGCCUUCACUUCUUCUGGCUCCAAGAAUUGAGAACAGCCGACUAUCCUUCCAAAAUAAGGAAGUUUCAGAACUGGGUGCAAAAUCCCAUUUUCAUCUCCCUGAGCUGAGCUCUGAACCUUCUUGUAUCUCUGACUAUUCAAUGAGUAACCUCUCUGAACCUACGACAAUGGCUACAUCCUCACGCAAGAUAAACAAUCCCAAGAGAUGCAAGUUUCCAGGGUGCUCCAAAGGAGCUCGAGGAGCAACAGGUCUUUGCAUUGGGCAUGGCGGGGGACAGAGAUGCCAGAAACCUGGAUGCAACAAAGGUUCUGAGAGUAGGACUGCAUACUGCAAGGCCCAUGGAGGAGGGAAGAGGUGCGAGCACCUGGGAUGCACUAAAAGUGCAGAAGGUAAGACUGACUACUGCAUAGCACAUGGUGGUGGAAGGCGUUGUAGCUUUCCUGAAGGUUGCACUAGAGCAGCACGUGGCAAGUCAGGCCUUUGCAUCAAGCAUGGUGGAGGAAAGAGGUGCAAUGUGGAAGGAUGCACUCGUAGUGCUGAGGGAAAAGUUGGCUUGUGCAUUUCACAUGGUGGUGGACGCCGUUGCCAAUUCCCUAGUUGUACAAAGGGUGCACAAGGGAGCACUUUGUUCUGCAAAGCACAUGGUGGUGGAAAGCGUUGCAUCUUUGCUGGCUGCACCAAAGGAGCUGAAGGGAGUACGCCUCUUUGCAAAGCACAUGGUGGUGGAAAGCGCUGUCUCUUUGAUGGUGGUGGUAUCUGCCCCAAAAGUGUACAUGGAGGCACAAACUUUUGUGUUGCCCAUGGUGGUGGGAAGAGGUGUUCUGUUCCAGGAUGCACCAAGAGUGCUCGAGGGCGUACUGAUUGUUGUGUCAGGCAUGGAGGAGGAAAACGCUGCAAGUUUGAAAACUGUGAAAAGAGUGCUCAAGGUAGCACUGACUUUUGCAAGGCUCAUGGUGGUGGUAAGCGUUGCAGCUGGGGAGAGGGGAAAUGCGAGAAGUUUGCUAGGGGCAGAGGAGGUCUAUGUGCUGCUCACAGCAGCUUGUUACAUGGGAGGAAUACGAAUAAAGGAGGCAUGAUUGGACCAGGACUUUUCCAUGGACUGGUCCCUGCCGCCUCCCCUGUAAAGAGCACUUUUGAGAACAAUCGUUCUUCGUCUAUGGUGAGCAUGGUCUCAGAUUCGAUUCAUUUACUCGAUAAGCCAGCUGAACGGCAGCUACUUAUACCACCACAGGUAUUGGUACCCUUGUCAAUGAAGGCCUCACUAAAUUGUUCAGAGAAGCCUGAUGACAGAAGCACCAAACUUGGAAUAGGAAGAAGCAACACAAACAACAACUUUGAGUUUGUUGUUCCAGAGGGCAGAGUUCAUGGUGGCGGCCUAAUGACUUUGCUUGGGGGAAACCUGAAAAAUGCAAUAAUGUGAAAGCUGUUCACUCUGCUCUGGGAAGACAAUAAAUUAUGUGAUUUGUACUCUCGCGAACUAGUAUUCAGUUUUUUUCUUUGGAACUGUGUAUAAAUGUUUGUAUCAGCUAUGUGAGACUCCUCUCUAUUAAAUACUUAGGAUAUGAUAUUGUAAUUGUCAUUUGUCAUAUUCCUUAUUUUGCCUUCAAAAUCUCUCUUAAUAAAAUCUUUAUUUGGUGGA